UUCCGUUCGGUUUUGGAAACUGGUCAAAAAGCAAAAUCCGUGAUUUUUUCCUUCUGUUUGCUUGUCAUCCGCCUGACAUGACAGUAUAGCGCUUCUUUGACCUUGGCCGUAAUCUUGCAAGAGGCGAAAGCGAGCGUGCGAGGACAGAAGUAACGCCGGAGAUAAGACAACGGCGCGAAGACCCAUCCCGGUGGCGAGUUGAUCGGAUCCGUUGAACUUGAGAUACCGGGCUUGUAGCCUAAACUUAGUUGCUGAUACACAGACGUUAUCUCGGGCAAUCACUCGAGAACUUGAUCCAUAUUAGUGACUAAAUUAGAUUAUGCAGGCGUUGAAUUGGAGUGAUUGAUCCACGUUCCUUCACGCGGAGGAAACGAUGUUAAACGCAUGAAAGAUAUCAGGCUCCUCGGUCAUUUAAAUAAAGUCGAGACCGUCGUUCGAGCGAUUAACCUGAUUGAAUAUGACUGAUACGAAGCGGGAAUUUGAAUCGCCUUUUUUCUUGUUCUAUAAACGAAAUUCUGAGUACGUUUCUCUGCGCAAACGCGCUCUUCUGAAGGUGCAGAAGUCGUGGCCGCCGCCUUCAGCCAUGGGGAAAGUGGAGACGGCGAAGGAGAGGGCGGGCUUCGACCUGCACAUGUUCGGCCGCCUCUGGAAGAUCGUCAGGAUCAUCUUCCCCGGCUGGUGCUCGCUGCCCGCCGGCCUCUUCUUCCUGCUCCUCUUCCUGUGCGCGCUGGAACAGUAUCUUGCAUACUUCAUGGGUCUUGUUGCAAGUAAAUACUAUGCAGUUUUUGGCGACAGAAACUUUGACGGUUUCAUUACGCACACCCUGAAGACCUGCGGUUUGAUAUUGGCCAUUUCAUCUGUGAUAAGCGUGAAGAUGUACAUCAACAGCGUCUUGUACAUCACCUGGAGACAGCUGCUUGAUAGAGUUCUCCACCGCCUCUACUUCUCAGGGAUCAACUACUACACUCUCAAUGUUCUCGAUUCUAAUGUUGAUAACCCAGACCAACGCAUGACCCAGGACGUUGACAAAUUGUGUUCGUCAUUGGCAACAAUAACAACAAAGGUUAUAAUAGCACCGUUUCAGAUUGGCUAUUACACUUACAAAACCUAUGUAGGAACGGGAUGGCUUGGACCAGUCAGCAUCUAUGCCUUCUUUUUAGUUGGCACAGUAGUCAACCGCAUCGUCAUGUCUCCCAUUGUGAAGUUUGUCAUGAAGCAAGAAAAAUGUGAGGGAGAUUUCAGAUUCAAGCACAUGCAAGUACGUGUAAAUUCAGAAUCGAUAGCCUUCCACGUCUCAGGGCCAGUAGAAUCUUGCAAGACAAACCGAGCUUUAGAUAUCUUGGUGCGAGCGCAGCAGAGGCUCUUCAACAGACAGAUUAUUUUGAACUUCACAAGAUAUAUGUUUGACUACUUUGGUUCCAUCAUCUCCUAUCUGGCCAUUUCAAUACCCAUUUUCAGUGGGAAAUUUGGUGAAGAUGAAGAUAUUUCGUCCAUCGUUAGUGCCUAUGCCUUCGUCUCAAUGUACCUGGUGUUCAGCCUGACCUCACUCGUGGACUUGGGCAGUCAGGUAGUGGUGUUGUCAGGCGUGACACAUCGUGUCGCUCAAUUGGUCGAGAGGCUGCUCAAACUCCAGCAUGAAUGGGAUAUUAAUACACUUCAGGCCUCAUCUUCCUUUACUAACAUUACGCAGAAUCUCCGAAAGCGAUCUGGGUCAAGAGAAAGCACUGCGUCAUCUAGUGACUCAAGACGCCUUAUUGAGGACUCGCCUGAAAAUGAAGUCGAGGUGUGUGGGGAAGAUCAGACAUCCUUAGACAUUGCCUUCAUUCUGAGAGAUGUCACUAUUUCAGCCCCAGGAUCAAAUAAGAUACUGGUUUCAGAUUUGCAGCUGGUCAUCAAGAAAGGUGAGAGUCUGCUGAUCAUGGGACCAAGUUCUGCUGGAAAGUCGAGUAUCCUGAGAGUAUUGCGCGGGCUGUGGCCGGCUGCUCGAGGUACUGUGGCUCAUGACUUCCCACCAGGACCCAAGUGUGUGAUUUUCCUUCCACAGAAACCUCUUAUGACUAAUGGCUCUUUAUUGGAACAGAUCAUCUACCCUCUGCGCCUAGACCCCAAUAGUCCCGUUAGCUCAGAGACAUGCGAGGAGAUCAAGAGUCGUUUAGACGCGCUCCACAUGAGUGAGUUGGUUGCCAGGUGUGGAGGCCUACAAACGGAUCCGGAUUGGAAUUGGAAUGAUGCCUUAUCACCAGGAGAGAUGCAGCGGGUGUGUUUCCUGCGCAUUCUUUACCACAAGCCACAGUUCGCUUUGCUGGACGAGGCAACAAGUGCUCUGAGCCUCGAUGUUGAAGAGCAGCUCUAUCAAGCCUGCCUGGACCAGAAUAUCACGAUUAUUAGCGUUGCACAUCGAGAGUCUCUCAUUAAGUAUCACAAUUAUUUACUCAAUCUUGACGGGAAGGGAGGAUGGAAGAAGGAGCCAGUGAGUUAGGCAGGAAAGGAAAGAAGCCUGGAGCUUUUGAGUUUUAGUCCAGGAUUGCCGUGUUCUUUCACGUCUUCCUCGGUCUGUAUUUUUUAAUUGUGUGUGUGUGUGUGUGUGUGUGUGUGUGUGUGUGUGUGUGUGUGUGUGUGUGUGUGUGUGUGUGUGUGUGUGUGUGUGUGUGUGUGUGUGUGUGUGUGUGUGUUGAUAUCCAUGAUUCCUUUAUUUGGGACUAAAUUUAACUUCUAAUCUUUUAACCACUGCAAAGGAAUUGUAAUAUACUUUUCACUUGCAAAUUGAGAAAUUACAUUCCUAAAACUAGCAAUAUCACUGUACAGGAAAUAAGCGAAAAGAUAAAUUUGAAUUUAUGUACUUACAUGAUAUGAUUAUAAAAUGACUUCCACAUAUAUGAAUUAGGUAUUUUAUGCAAGUUUUGAAAAGGGGACUAGAUUAUAGAAUGUAUGAAAGAGUUUAUUUUUAUUAGGCAAAGUUCCUACAGUUGUUGGUGAGUAGUUAGGUAGGAAUCUAUGCUGUAAAUGCUGAUUUUUUGUAGUUAAAAGAAGAGUGCAAAUCAUAGGUCAGAUUGUGUAAGUGCUUCUGUUCAGAGCACUCAUUGAGUUUAUAAUGUUUUGUAGGCCUAUGAUGAUUAUAUUUUAGACUGUGCUUUUAUAGCAAAUAUGUUUGAAGAACUUUUUUAAUGUUUCUGUUCGUAUUAUCUCUACUGCAACAAAGAUGUGUGUAUAUAUUUUCCUGUAGUUUAGUGCCUUCCAAAAGUAAAAAUCCUCAUUAUAUUUUAGAUACUAAUUUUAUAAAGUAGUGAUACUAAGUUGUUAAUAUAAUCACAAAGUGUAUGUCAUGUCUGAGUUUUGUUUAUACAAAGAUGCUGCUUUGUCCACUUAAAAGUAUUCAAGUACUUAUAGACACACACACACACACACACACACACACACACACACACACACACACACACACACACACACACACACACACACACACACACACACACACACACACACA
Penaeus chinensis is the source of this 3484-nucleotide messenger RNA. Its product is annotated as lysosomal cobalamin transporter ABCD4-like. Gene Ontology annotation, molecular function: long-chain fatty acid transmembrane transporter activity; ATP hydrolysis activity; ATP binding. Gene Ontology annotation, cellular component: peroxisomal membrane. Bases 458 to 2479 code for a protein of 673 amino acids. Lineage: Eukaryota; Metazoa; Arthropoda; Malacostraca; Decapoda; Penaeidae. The transcript has 14 exons. The record is from RefSeq and is a predicted model, not a curated record. Gene Ontology annotation, biological process: fatty acid beta-oxidation; very long-chain fatty acid catabolic process; peroxisome organization.